Molecule: messenger RNA, 1518 nt
Organism: Ipomoea nil (Japanese morning glory)
Lineage: Eukaryota; Viridiplantae; Streptophyta; Magnoliopsida; Solanales; Convolvulaceae
Product: F-box protein At5g07610-like
Exons: 5
Coding region: 134-1357 (407 amino acids)
Molecular function (GO): protein binding
Source: RefSeq, a predicted model, not a curated record
UCACUUCGGCCUCCCGACUUUCUCUCGCAUGAUUCUCUCUCAUUCAUCGUUUUAGUUUCCGUCGCGGCUGUUUUCGGUUCUCUCCGACUGAUUUUCCGGACAACCUCUUGCAAUAUAAAUAAAGGCAUUCAGGAUGGACGUUGAUGAUGAAAUGGACAUGUCUGAUGAUUCGUUCAAUGAUUUUAAUGCAUUGCUCAUGGAAAGUGAAUCACAGGGGAAGGGAACAUGGCCUUGCAUGGAACCUAUUCGGAUGCCAAUGGAUCUUGAGAACUGUGAAUUUAGUACUGUUGCUAAUCAGAAGUUUGAUGAGAAAGUUUAUAAAUUUCCUGCUCACAACAAAAGAAAGGACUUGAUUAAAGAUGUGGUUAAGACACAUGUACUUCCAUUCCUCCCAGCUAAAUCACUGCUCAAGUUCAAGUCCGUGUCGAAAGAGUGGGAUCGGUGGAUAAGCAGUCCCCUUUUGGCUCACCAGCAAAGCUUCUCAUUUCAGAAAAUAUCUGGUUACUUCUGUCAACAUGAGGAUGGCUACAGUACAUUCUUUUCUCUUGAUGGUCCUGCAUAUGGAGUCCCCUGCCCUUUCCUCCAGUCCUUGCCUGGAGACAAAAAGGUGCUGGGUUCUUGCAACGGAUUGUUGCUAUGCCAGUCUUCAGAAUCAUACUAUGUUUGCAACCCUGCAACCAAUGACUGGAAAAUGCUCCCCAUUCCUGGGUAUUAUCAUGGAUCUGAUCCAGCAGUUGUUCUUGCCUUUGAACCUUCCUUGCAAAAUAUUGAGGCAUACUAUCAGGUUAUCUGUGCAAUUUCCAUGUUUGAUUCCCCAGUCAUCUACUUUGAAAUUUACUCUUCAGCAACAAGAUCCUGGAGGUGCUCUGAUGCAAUUUGUACUGAAUUGGGAGAUUCGUCUCUUAAGGGUGCCGGGUUCUACAUGAAUGGUAGUGCUUACUGGGAGACAUCAUCAGGUCAAGUUCUGGCCUUCAAUGUUCAGAAUGAGGAACAUGGAAUUAUAUCCCUUCCUUCUGAAGCUGCUAAAGGUGGCACUUUCACACUGGUAGGGGAUGAGCUAUGCUAUGUUACUGUUAGUAACCAUUCUUUGAAUGUUUCCACAAUUGACAUCUACGGGGGAUUGGACAUGAGCCUGAAGCGCAGCAUUUCUCUAAACCUUGAACUCUCGUUUUUUCCCGAGUGCAAAGUACUGCCAGGUGUUGAUGGAGAUAACUUGCUGAUUCUCACCAGGGAUGGGCAGCUGUUCAGUUAUCACCUUAGUGAUCAGAACGUUGAAUUAGUGUGCAAGCCACGUCUAGUUAGUAGUUUCUAUUCCAGGCUCCUGCCCUACAUAAACAGUCUUGCCUGUGUUACUUGAGGGCAUAUGGAAGUUGCUUCUUGCCAGCCUUUCUUCCAUAAAGUUUCUUUAGCAUGUUCAGUUCACUUGUUGAUGUAUUGCAACUCCAUGCUUAGCCAGACUUAAAAAAAUUUGCUUUGGUGUACGAAUCUUGUUUGGGAAAAUUAUUUUUGAUUGGUUAA